Molecule: messenger RNA, 483 nt
Organism: Rotaria sp. Silwood2
Lineage: Eukaryota; Metazoa; Rotifera; Eurotatoria; Philodinida; Philodinidae
Source: the annotation of a GenBank genome assembly
AUGCUUCUACUUUCUGAUCCAUGUCAUGUCAUAACUCAAUCAACAACACCAUCACUCAGUUUAGCCUUGGCGACAUGCAAUUCAACUCUUUGUAAAUCGUCAUCUUUGCCAUGUUCUUCGAAUCUCGAUUGUGAAUGCUUUUCAUUGACCAAUACUGCUAAUACAACUAGCUCAGGCAUUUGUGCUGUUGCUGGUCUUUCCUGCACUUCAAUGGUUCGAUAUAAUUCAGACAAUGUUACAUGUUCGAUCGCACAAACAAUAUGUGUUAACAGUACACGAUGUCAACAACCUGUUUGCUAUCCAAUGCCAUUGGCUAAUAUUCAAAUAUGUCCUCCUUCAGCUCGUCCUACUAGUACCACAACAACUUCUAGAACGAGCUCUGCUACAAUACGAACGACAACAAAGACUUCUACAACAACUUCUACAACAAUUUCUACAACAACUCGUAAGAAUAAACCACACGGUUUUCCUUCUAAAACUUGA